GGGUUCAAAUUCAAAAUUCAAAAUGUUAACGGUGAUUGUUUUCUUAACGGAAACGGAUGGCAAGGAAUGGGCCCACAGCCACCUAAGCAGUCAAAGCUUAGUGUGUACUGUUUAAGGGUGGCCUCUUAUCACCAUUGUUCAAUUAUACUGACUGAAACAACCGCAUUAUUUAAUCAGUAAUUGAAUUAUGUUCUUCCCCUGGUAAAGGGCAGGUGAAUAGAUUCAAAUCUAUCUAGAAUCCAUAGCCUAAUAAGCCUAUAAUACUAGAAAACUGUAUAACUUUUUUUCUUUUUGAAUCUAUCGCAUUCAACCCUAUGGGAUAAGAUAAAAUCUGCGAAAAUGACCAACGGUGGAAUACAAUACAAGACCAGUAACUCAUAAAGUUGGAGUAGAAGAUAUUUGUGGGUGCCUGCUAGAAGUGCUACGUGGGUAUCAUGUACUGCUGCGUGUGAGGUGGUUUCUUGAAAUAUCUUCACCUAAUAGCUCUUUCCCGCGUUAAAGAAUGGUAGAUAUAGAGUGAAGGUCCUCAGGGGAGAAAGAUAUAUAUAUGUAUCAUAGAUUUAUGAGUAUUGCAUUCAUUCAUGCUUAGAUAGAGUUUCCAGAGCUAUACCAAAGUAAGAAGAAGAAGAAUUAGAGUUAAGAGAAGUUUGGGUAAGAUGGCUGGUCAUGGACCUGGUGGAGGUGGAGGAGGAGGGCCUGGUGGUGGCGGCGGUGGACGACCUGGUGGUGGCCAAGGAGGAGGAGGCCAAGGGGAUGGCCAAGGAGGAGGUGGCCAAGGAGGAGGCAGUCAAGGAGGUGGCCAAGGAGGAGGUGGCCAAGGAGGAGGCCAAGGAGGAGGCCAAGGAGGAGGUGGUCAAGGAGGAGGCGGUCAAGGAGGAGGUGGCCAAGGAGGUGGCCAAGGAGGAGGCGGCCAAGGAGGAGGCCAAGGAGGAGGUGGUCAAGGAGGAGGCGGCCAAGGAGGAGGUGGCCAAGGAGGUGGCCAAGGAGGAGGCGGCCAAGGAGGAGGUGGUCAAGGAGGAGGAGGAGGUGGUGGUCCUGGAGGACGUUGAAAAUUUCAAGUGGAUGGCAAUUUAGGUGAAAAUAUUUGUGCAAGCAUGCAAUGUGUGAUCUUUUUCCCGAAUAAGCAUGUUUGUGCAAUACAAUACUAUAGAUAUGCCUUAAUCUCUUGUAUAAGAGAAUUUAAGGGGUUAUAAAUUUCUCUUUUGUAAUUUGAUAUAAUGAGU
This is a messenger RNA of Cryptomeria japonica (Japanese cedar), 1223 nucleotides long. RefSeq lists its product as uncharacterized. The record is from RefSeq and is a predicted model, not a curated record. Bases 667 to 1074 code for a protein of 135 amino acids. The transcript has 2 exons. NCBI's taxonomy places the organism in Eukaryota, Viridiplantae, Streptophyta, Pinopsida, Cupressales, Cupressaceae.